AUGGGGUGUGGUGAAUUCUUGGUCAAGUACAUCUUGUUCUUCGCGAACUUAGUGUUUGCGUUGGCUGGCCUGACGCUCCUUGGUCUGGGCAUAGCGGUGCAGCUGCAAUCCACAGACAUCGUGCAAAUAGCUGACUACAAUAUACAGAUAGCUCCCAUCACGUCUAUGGUGGUGGGAGGCAUCGUCUUUUUCAUCGCCUUCUUCGGAUGCUGCGGAGCCAUCAGAGAGAGUAACUGCAUGCUGGUUACUUACUCCAUCUUUAUGCUGUUGCUGAUGAUUAUCAAGCUGACUCUAGCUAUCCUGAUCUUUGUGAAGUUGGACGAAGUCGUGGCUAAAGUUCCCUUCUGGCUCAACGAAUCCUUCAAACAAGACAUGGUUUCCUUCCAAGCUAUUGAAAAAACGUUCUCUUGCUGUGGUCCUGAGGGUGCCAGCUCAUAUGUGCGCACUCCCCUGUCCGCCACCUGCUGUGCCACCGCCCCUUGCACCACCGCCAACGCCUACAGCGGCUGCAAUGAACAUGUGCAGCAGUUCUUCCAAACCUUCGGCCUCGCCAUCGGAAGCGUCAUGAUAGUCAUCGUGUCCAUUGAGUUGGUGGCUGCAGUGUUCGCCCUGUGCCUGGCUAACACGGUCCGCAACAAGAGCAGGAGAGCUCGCUACUAA
Spodoptera littoralis (African cotton leafworm) is the source of this 660-nucleotide messenger RNA. The record is from the annotation of a GenBank genome assembly. Lineage: Eukaryota; Metazoa; Arthropoda; Insecta; Lepidoptera; Noctuidae.